Messenger RNA from Paramacrobiotus metropolitanus, 580 nucleotides. RefSeq lists its product as uncharacterized. The record is from RefSeq and is a predicted model, not a curated record. Bases 23 to 580 code for a protein of 185 amino acids. The transcript has 3 exons. NCBI's taxonomy places the organism in Eukaryota, Metazoa, Tardigrada, Eutardigrada, Parachela, Macrobiotidae.
CUCAACAGACGGGUCGGCAUUGAUGCUAAUUCGCUAUAUGCUACCGGUCUCGGAUGCCUUUUCACCGGCAAAUUUCUCGCGCAAUCAGCCGCAGUAUCCUUGGUUGUACGCUCGCAACUCCACGUACCACGAAUUAACACAAAUAGUUACGCCACCUCUGGAUGAGUUCAUUCAGCGAUUGCAGGACAAGGGUGUGACAGCAUACAACGGUCCGCUCUUUUUUGAAACCACUGGCAUACUGGACGAUGUUUACUUGCGGGCAAAUUCUACAUACGGCUUCUUUGAUACCGACCAGAUGAAGACGGAUGUGAUGGAGAUGGUUCAACAAACGCGUGCUAGAAAAAACUGUAGCGACGGGGGCAUGAGCGACGUGGAAAUUCAUUUUGGUGGACUCGAGCCGCAAAUCGUGACAUCAAGGACAAACGGCACCUUUUCUGAUGUGACAGUGAUGCCCAUUCAGCUUGCCAUCCACGUCCAGCAGAGGACCCUAGUCUCCGAUCGUUUCGACGGGUUCCGUUACCCAUCCAUACCGAUCGCUACUAUUUUGACUCAGAAUCGGUCCGUCGCCGAGUUAAUAUAA